GUACCGACGGCACAAUCGACACGUACUUCGGGCAGUAGUUCGCGGGGAUCGUCUUCGUUGAACAGUUCUCGUUCUAGUCUAGCUUCAUCACGGACUAUUCCGGCACUGAAAAGGCCAACUGCUGGCGUGCAUUCAACGACGGCACGUUCGGCAGCCACAACAACCACCUCACAUCUUUCAGUCACGUCAAAAACAACAAACAAACUAUCAAAAACUCGUGAUAGUCUGGGUUUGGCUCGGAAUCAUUUGAAUGGAAAUGCAAAUCGGACGAAAGCCACAAAUUCCACUGCAGCAUUUCCCGAUAAGAAGCGGAUCAUGCAUGCAAGCGAUCCAACAAAAACGACCACAUCUUCACAUAGCACCAUACCAACCAGUAUUACUCAUAACACUUCUGGCGUAAUCGAUAAUAUGCGCAAGGUUUUGGAACAGCGACUGAAUGUGAGCUUGCCACAUGAACGUGAUCAACUGGCUACAUCUCUUGCGGACGGCAUUCAUCUAUGUAAUUUUGUAAACUCAGUUCGUGCCCGUUCUGUACCCACUGUGCUUACAUCUUCCUCCCCAACGGUUCGUUCUCAACACCUAUAG
This is a messenger RNA of Anisakis simplex (herring worm), 585 nucleotides long. The record is from the annotation of a GenBank genome assembly. NCBI's taxonomy places the organism in Eukaryota, Metazoa, Nematoda, Chromadorea, Rhabditida, Anisakidae.